UUAUUUAAAAAUCUAGAUUCAGCGUUUCUUUUCGAACCAGUGAACUUUCAUUCUCCUCUUGCCUGUCAUGGACGAACCCUUACAGGACCAUUCGAUUCUGGAGCCCAACGGCCAGGAGGCAUCGUCUGCAAUGACUACGGGCUUGGGGUUUUGGAUUGGCCAGAGGAUCAAUGCUGUCGGAAAUCCUCGGCGGGUCGGGACUGUAAGGUACGUGGGGGAGGUGGAAGGAUACGCUGGAGAUUGGGUAGGUGUCGACUGGGACGACGGCGAAGGGAAGCACGACGGCUCUGUGGGAGAUGUCCGAUAUUUCUUGGCGAGGGGAGAGAGGUCGGGUUCUUUCGUCCGUGCCAAGAACCUCAGCUCUGGGAUUUCGUUCUUGGAGGCUCUUCAUCUCCGCUAUGGAAGCGAAUCGACCAAGGAAGAAGAAGAGGAGAUGUAUGUUUAUUCAACCAGCCAAAAACAUGUUUCUAUACAACUUGUGGGGAAACACAAAAUUCAGGAGAAGUUACAACACAUAAACGAGCUGCUCAAUGCAUCUUUAUCUUAUUUAGGAGUUAGCUCAACUGAACCUUCCAAUGAGAUCAAUGCUGUAGUUCCAAAUCUGAAAGAACUUGAUUUGACAGGAAAUCUACUUUCUAGAUGGCAGGAUAUUGAUACCCUCUGCAAAGCACUACCAGCUCUUGAAAUUCUCAACUUAACAAACAAUCUCAUGGAUUGUAAAAUUCCUUAUAUUCCUUCUCUUGGGGGCAUCCGUGUACUGGUUCUUAGUAAUUGUGGCAUCACAUGGAAUCAGGUUGAAGAACUCAAAGAAUCACUUUCUGCUAUCCAAGAAUUACAUUUGAUGAAAAAUAAUAUACAGAUAAUAGUGUGUGCUUCCAAUGCUCGUGGUCAAGGAUUUGAUUCGUUGAGAGUUUUAAAUUUGGAAGAGAAUCAUAUUGAAUCAUGGGAUGAAAUAUUGAAGCUUUCUUAUUUAAGAAGUUUGGAACAGCUGCAUUUGAACAGGAAUAAACUGAGGCAAAUAUACUACCCUCUUGAUCAACGAAUGACAGGAAGUGAUUUUUCUACAAAGGCUACAAAUAUUAGACCAUUUGAAUGUCUGCAGUGCCUACUUCUAGGAUCCAACGAGAUUGAUAACGCGGCAUCAAUCGAUUCCUUGAACCUGUUCCCUAGAUUGAUGGACAUAAGGCUUUCAGACAAUCCUAUUGUUGAUCCUUCCAAAGGAGGUGUCUCGAGAUUUGUGUUGGUUGCACGACUUGCAAAAGUUAAGUUCCUCAAUGGGAGUGAGGUAAGUCAACGUGAGCGGAAAGAAUCAGAAAUUCGAUAUGUCCGUCUUGUUAUGUCAAAGAUGCAGUCAGAUGAUCUGGAGGAAAUUCAACGCUUUCAUCCUAGAUUUGUGGAGCUUAAGGCACUGCAUGGUAUUGCUGAUGAGACACCAUCCUCUGGAAUUUCUGGACCACAGAAAAUGUCUUCUGGACUUAUCUGUGUUACGUUGAAGUGUGUAGGAGCUUCCAUGGGAGAAAAACAACCCUUGACCAAGAAGCUGCCAUCUACUGUUACUGUUGGCAAGCUUAAGGCUCUUUGUGAAAGUUUCUUCAAAUUAAAGGGCAUCAGGUUGAAAUUGUUUAUUCAGGAGCAGGAGGCGCCACUGCCUUCAUUGCUAGAUGAUGAUAUGAUCCCGCUUGGGGAUGUUGGAGUAAGCAAAGAAACAACAAUCUUAGUGGAUGAAGAAAGUUAAAACUGGAAAUCCGGUUUUUUGGCUGUGUUGGUGAAAUGGUUUGCGUCAUCUGAAAUUAAGCUUGCUCUGGUGACACUGUCAGCGAAUCUUAUAUCCUUCUUUAAAGCUUAUGUUGUGUGAUUUAUAUUUCAGUUCACUGACUCAGGUAAUCAUUGUAUUCUACGUUUUGUUAUUCGAUUUAAUUGAGUGUUUGUUUAGGAA
This is a messenger RNA of Zingiber officinale, 1936 nucleotides long. Its product is annotated as tubulin-folding cofactor E-like. Gene Ontology annotation, molecular function: protein binding. NCBI's taxonomy places the organism in Eukaryota, Viridiplantae, Streptophyta, Magnoliopsida, Zingiberales, Zingiberaceae. The coding region runs from base 68 to 1735 and encodes 555 amino acids. The record is from RefSeq and is a predicted model, not a curated record. The transcript has 15 exons.